Molecule: messenger RNA, 924 nt
Organism: Yarrowia lipolytica CLIB122
Lineage: Eukaryota; Fungi; Ascomycota; Dipodascomycetes; Dipodascales
Biological process (GO): carboxylic acid metabolic process
Molecular function (GO): catalytic activity
Source: RefSeq, a predicted model, not a curated record
AUGAGCGACAUUGAAUUCGACGCAGUGGCCGCUCUGCCUGUAGACAAGGCCAGCAUGGACCGAGUGAUUGCCAACUUCUCCAAGACCCUCCAGCUCGAGUUCAACAGCACGGAAAACAAGGACUUUGAGAUCAUCAACACCAUGCGAUGGGACCCUGCUCUGGACGUUUCUACUGUGGACGACCAGCUCAACGGCCGCUCGGCUGAGCCGUGGUACUUUGCAGACAUGUCUGAAUCCGAGCGAAAUGCCUUCAACUCCAAAUGCAGCCCGAUCUGGCUGUUUCAUAACCACAUGGAGCGACUGAAGGUGUCGGUGGCCUUCUUCGGCUGGAAUGUCCAGGUAGAUCCCCAUGCGAUACUGCACAAUAUUCUCAAAGCCAUUGACAGCUCCGAGGUGGAGAUCGAUGGUAAGAAACGGCCUGCCAAACAGUACCCACUCAAAAUCAGAGCCUUACUGGGUUCCUCGGGCAACAUGAAAAUUGAGACGUCCAAGGUGGGCCCCAAGCCGGACCUGCUGGAGUUUGAAAAGAUUGCAAACAGUGAGCCGACAUACGACGUCUAUGUGGCCAAAGAGCCCAUCUCAGUGGGUCCUUUCACGUGCUUCAAGACCACAAAGAGACAACAAUACAAUGACGCACGAGCAGCGUACAUCACCAGGCCCAUGGUCGAGGAGGUGCUGUUUGUGAACGACAAUGGCCACGUGACAGAGGGAUCCAUCACCAACAUUGCGGUUCAGGUCAAUGAAAUGUGGACCACUCCGAAGGUGACGUCUGGGUGUCUGAUGGGAGUUACUCGACGUCACUUGAUCGAUUCGAACAAGAUUUUCGAGGGCUUCUUGACCCGCGACGAUCUACAGGAGGGCCAAGAAGUGCUCAUCUUCAAUGCUGUUCAGGGUGUCUCCAAGGGUGUCGUCAAGCUCAAGUAG